Klebsormidium nitens is the source of this 1359-nucleotide messenger RNA. Lineage: Eukaryota; Viridiplantae; Streptophyta; Klebsormidiophyceae; Klebsormidiales; Klebsormidiaceae. The record is from the annotation of a GenBank genome assembly.
GGCUGGACUUGGACUCGGAGGCUGGCAAAUGCUGCAAUUUCGAAGGAAGGAGAAGAGAAAAGAAAGGGGAAGCCCAGCUAGGAUUCGGAAGGGCACAGGUCCUGCAUUCGAAAGAGAAGGCAGUGCUCCGAGUUUGCUUCUGCCAUCUGCAAUUUCCAUUUCAAGAACUACUGCUUUCAGGUUGUUCAGGACAUAUGCACAAAAAAGCAUUGAAGAGCCUCUGUAUAUUUGACAACGGGCAGAAUUAACAAUUUUAGUUGCAAGCAACAGGCUUGCGAAGCUUACUGAGCAAUCAAUUGAAUUGUGGAUCAGGUCAAACGGCUGCACCCUUGCACCGGUUUCGAGUCUGUAUCUUUUGCCUCUUCCGUGACGACACUGCACACCUAUCUCAGUCUGUCCUGCAAAUUCAGAGCCUAGCUUCGGCAGAGGUCAGCCAUUGAUUGAGAGUAAGAGCGUGUCAACAAAAUGAGUUGGAUAUUUGGGAAGAAGAAGACUCCUCAGGAGCUCCUGAGGGAGAAUAAGCGCAUGCUCGACCGGUCCAUUCGGGAGUUGGACAGGGAGAGGGCAAGUCUUCAAACGCAGGAAAAGAAGUUGAUAGCAGAGAUCAAGAAGACAGCAAAGCAGAAUCAGAUGGGGGCAGUGAGGGUUAUGGCGAAGGACCUCAUAAGGACGCGGCACCAAAUCACCAAGUUCUACGGGCUGAAGUCGCAAUUGCAGGGCAUCUCUCUGAGGAUACAAACACUGAAGUCAACACAGGCCAUGGCAGACGCAAUGAAGGGUGUCACGAAGGCCAUGGCGCAAAUGAACAAGCAGCUGAAUUUGCCCGCCCUUCAGAAUAUCAUGAGGGAGUUUGAGAAGCAGAACGAGAGGAUGGAAAUGACAACCGAGGUGAUGGGUGACGCCAUGGAUGACGUCUUGGAGGGCGAGGACGAGGAGGAGGAGACGGAGGAGCUCGUCAGCCAGGUGCUCGACGAGAUUGGCGUCGACCUGGACUCGCAGCUCGUGAGUGCUCCCGCCAACGCCGCAAAGGUGCAACAACCCGCUGCCGCGACGAAGCAGGCGCAACAAGCGGCGGCGGAAACGGCGGGCGGGGCGGAUCCGGGAAUCGAUGACGACUUGCAGGCCCGAUUAGAUAACCUGAGGCGGAUGUAAUCUUGCUUUCGACCUGGUCAACGACCUUUCUUCUAGAUUUUAGGAGACAUUCCAGCCGCACAAUAUAUGUACAGAAGACUUGCAAUGUCGGGCGCCUGAUUGCUUAUAUUUGGACUUUGGUUUGCCUCUGGCAACUUCUAUCCGUUCUGUGCGAGAUGCAACUCGGAUGAUUGAAUUUACGAAUGGCAGAGCCGGAAGCAUUCUCAC